AAAGGAACAAGCCGAGAGAAAACGGAGGGGAGGAGAAAAAAGACAGGAGCGCAGCGAGGAGGACGUGAACACAGAGGAGAAGAGGACACCGCUGCUUCAGUGAAGCCCUCCUGAUUGGAUGAAGAGAGAGCCACUGACUACCAGUAUGGACGCGCUACAUCCUGGAGUUUCCCACAAUCCUUAGUUCUCACAUCUGCAGCUGAGUCUACUGAACCCUGAACCGUGACCAGCGCUGGUCUGUGACUGACCUCCUGUCAGCUGAUCUGUCUUGUGCCACGAUGAUGUCAGUAGACGUGACCAAUCGUAACGGCCCCACUGCCUCGCCUCCCACCUCCCUCAGCCUCCGUUCCUCACACAACCAGCUGCUGAGCAGCGAUGUCAUCAAACAGGGCUCCGCCACGCCUCCCAAGUGUCGCAAAAAGUAUGCACUCACCAGUAUCCAGGCCGCCAUGGGCCUCGGAGAAGCAGCGCCAUCUUCAUCAUCCCCGUCAUCCCCGUCACAGUCCUUAACCCCCAACAAUCCCAAACUAGCCAAGAACGGAGUGAACCAGCUCCGUAAAGCCGGUCAGGACCACAACAAAAACACAACGGGGCCUGAGCUGACGGACCUGGAGUCAGAAGCAGACGACCUCAAUGUCAACACAGCUGUGGAGGACGACAGUCACACUCUCACCAAUAACGACCGGGAGGAUGAUGUCACUGAGCGAGACGUCGAACUGCACUCAGACUCAAAUGCAGACGCACAGCCUGAGCAAGAACCGGAGACAGACACAGACUGCAACAUUAACACCACUGCGGAGCUCAAACUGAAUGGUAACGAGACAGAUUUGGGUUUUGACUUGAACAUUGAGGCGGAGGAGAGUGACGACAUCAGCAUUCUGUCUGAGAAGGAAAUGAUGUCAAAGAUGAAGAUAGAGGAAGACGGAGAUGAGGUGGUGGAGGAGGAGCAGGAGGACGAGGAGAAGAAGCCUUUACUGAUGAUAAAAAGUGAGUCUCCUGUGAAGAACCACAAAGUUCCCGCAGGCCUGGAGCUCAUCUCUGACCUCCACUCCAACCUCAAGCUCCUCAAAUCAAGCAAGGACUCUCCGGUGCCGCCUCCUCCCUCUCCGCCUAAGCAAGCCAGCCCAGAGGACACACCCCUGCUCUCUGUGGCCUCCUGCUCCUCGUCCUCCUCCUCCUCCCCAGAGACCAAGAAGGACAGACGGACUGGGGCAAAGACAGACUGUGCUUUGAACCGCAUCCAGAAUCUGAACCCCAGUGAUGAGGAGUUGAGUUGGACAACGCUGUCCCAGGAGAGCAACUCCCCAGAGGAGACAGAUAUCUGGAGUGAGCAGUCAUUCCAGACAGACCCUGACCUGCCUCCAGGAUGGAAGAAGAUCACAGACAUGGCUGGUAUCUACUACUGGCACAUUCCUACAGGCACCACCCAGUGGGAGAGGCCUGCCACCCGCCCAGCACCCCCUGGACAGACCGAGUCCCAGGCCCUGGGCGACCACACAGCCUCCACACCACGUAAACACUCCCUGGGCUCACUCAGCCCCUCACCUACUCCUGACCACGAGUCAUGCCAGGCAGAGAUCUUCUUCAGGUCUUCAACUCGUUCGGGCAGCACCACCUCUGACAGCUCAGUGGAGCCUCUCUCCACUCACGAGCCCACCCUCACCACAUGUGGAUUUGUCAACAGCUGCUACUUUCCUCGUUCCUCUUCUCUGCAAGGGAUGCCCGAUCCAGAGAGUCGCUCUCAGCAUCUUGAAGAUGAGGACAAGAAGCAGGUGUGGAGUGAUUUUGGCGGAAAGAUUGAUAGUGAAGUGUGGAAGGACCUGCAGGCAGCCACGGUGAACCCCGACCCCAGUCUGAAGGAGUUUGAGGGUGCUACACUUCGCUACGCAUCGCUCAAGCUAAGGAACCGUCCAGCAGUGGAAGAAGAGGAGUCCAGCAGUGUCAGCAGUGACCCUGAAACAAAGUGUUUUGCAGUACGGUCUUUGGGAUGGGUGGAAAUGGCCGAGGAGGACUUGGCUCCUGGAAAGAGCAGCGUCGCCGUAAACAACUGCAUCCGACAGCUGUCCUACUGCAAGAAUGACAUCCGAGACACUGUCGGCAUCUGGGGAGAGGGGAAGGACAUGUACCUGGUGCUGGAGAAUAAUAUGUUGAACCUGGUUGACCCAAUGGACCGCAGUGUGCUUCACUCUCAGCCAAUCGCCAGCAUCCGGGUCUGGGGUGUUGGCCGGGAUAAUGGCAGGGACUUUGCAUAUGUGGCGCGGGAUAAAAACACCAGGAUCCUGAAAUGUCAUGUGUUCCGCUGUGACACGCCAGCCAAAGCCAUCGCCACCAGCCUGCAUGAGAUCUGCUCCCGGAUCAUGACAGAGCGAAAGAAUGCCAAAGCGAUGGCAGGAGGCUCUCUCCAGGACAGGAUGCAGGCAGGACUAGAUCUCCCUUUACAAGCAGAGUUCCCCACACCAAAGACGGAGCUGGUUCAGAAGUUUCAGGUGCUCUACCUUGGGAUGCUGCCAGUGGCCAGACCAAUAGGCAUGGACAUACUGAAUGGAGCUAUAGACAGUCUGAUCGGGUCUUCCAGCAGAGAGGACUGGACUCCGGUAGCCCUCAAUGUGGCAGAUGCUACUGUCACCAUCAGCAAAGACAAGGAUGAAGAGGAAGUGCUGGUGGAGUGUCGUGUUCGGUUCCUGUCCUUCAUGGGCGUCGGGAGGGACGUGCACACGUUUGCCUUUGUCAUGGAUGCCGGCGGCCAUCGUUUCGACUGUCACGUGUUCUGGUGCGAGCCCAACGCUGGGAAUGUGUCAGAGGCUGUACAGGCAGCUUGUAUGCUGCGCUAUCAGAAGUGUUUGGUGGCUCGACCUCCCUCCCAGAAGGCCUGCGGCUCGUCGCCUCCUGGCGACUCUGUGUCCCGCCGGGUCUCAACCAGCGUGAAGCGCGGCGUCCUUUCUCUCAUCGACACCCUCAAACAAAAAAGACCCGUCACCGAGUUGCCGCAGUAACCACAGUCAAGCGACUCCCUGCCACCCCCACACCCCCACACCCCACACCCCCACAGUCACCAGGUAACUCGUCGCAUCGCUGCCAAAACCCCGUCACAAUUCCUUCUGGACUAAAAAUUUCACCUCCAGAGUUUGUCGGCUCCGGAGCAGAAAUCCUCAAGAGAACUGAGCUGAAUAAAGACUCGACAUCAGGAAGGAACAACCACAGAGAGACACCUCACAGGUGAUCGUGUACAUAGAAGUAACUCUCAUCCCCCUCGGCACAGAGAAGUAGCGAGGAGACAAGAGCAAAAACUGAAGAAGUAGGAAGUGCUCCUUCCAGCGCGGCACGCGUGAUGAGCGAGCUCAUUGCUGCCCAAACUGCUCAUCUCUCCAUGCUCUAAAUGUAUUUGUGUCUGUGCCUGUGCUGCCAGCAUGACCUUGCACUCCUGGCUAAACCCCCUCCUGUCAUACAACUGUUAGUCUGUAGUGGCUUUCCCCCCCUCUGUCCCUCAGUGUCCUCUGUAGACUGAGUGAAAUGGAAGGAAUCAUGAAAGCCAUUGUGUCUGAUUGUCAGGUCAGAACGAAAGAAGGAAGCUGCUACAGACUGGGGAGAUUUGGCCGUCAGUCUACGCUCUCUAACCUGUUACCUGCAUGAACUUUUUAUAUCGAAGUCUAGACAAAAUCAAUCCACUGCUGCUGCUUACAGAAGGGGUGAGAAAUCCGAAGCCACAUUGUGUUUCCCGUCUUCUUAUUUCUGUUUCUGCAAGAAUCAGCCUGGAGGGUCUGAACGAGCGGUGACCUUUCACCCGAAAACAUCCCUCAUAUACUUCCUGUUUACUUGUUUUUAUUCUUCCGUUAUCCCUCGGAAAACGACAGAUAGCCAUAAAGGAGGAGGAGGAGGAGCUGCCGGGACGGACAGAGCCCUCCCUCCUCUGCUCCCCCUGCUCUCUGGUAAACAGCACCAGACAUCAGCAUGCUGCUGCCGCUCUUUGAUACACAUGCUGGAGGAAAUUUGACGGAUUCUCCUUUAAAUCCCACCUCAGUAUGAGUCCUCGGAGACUUCGUGUUCACUAAUAAAAGGAGGCUUAGCAACACAAGAAAGGCCGGAGGAAUUGUACAAAGAAGAGAGCUGGAGGAAUGUGUUUUUGUUGGUGGGUGUGGAGGCAGCUGAGAUCUGACCCUGUGAGGAGGAGACAGACGGGUUUCAUCUCCAGCCCCCAACAGAGAGACAUGUUGACUCAAUCUAACAGGACUUUCCUGGGCUGCUAUCUUCUCUGUCUCCGGGGUUCUGUUCACUUGAAUGCGCCCUCUCUCUUUCUCAUCGCCUACUCUGUUACUGUACAACUGUUUUCAUCAGUGCCACGGCAAUACUUGUUUUCUGUCGUUUUUCUCACAAUCUCAGUUCAACACUGCUGGCUCCCGAUCGUCACACAUCUGAGCAGCUUGGAUAUAUGGUAAUAGCCUAGACGUUUACUGCAACUAAAAUUAUAAACAUAUUCUACCCCGGGGCAAUUCUCUUAGAUGUAAGGCUGCAGAUUAGGACCUCUGUAACUGACCAGACAUCGACUGUCUGAUCACAUUUUGGUCAGCCACAUGUUGUGGAGGUGGUGUGAAGACUAAUAGUCAGUAUGUAAACAACUUGGAGUGGGUUUUUAUAUAUAUAUAUGUAUAGAAUAUAUAUAUAAUACCACCUUUCCAAAACUAACAUCGGUGAGAGUGAAUGGACUUGAUUACUUGUUUUUCUGCCAUAAUCUGAGCUGUAGUAAUUAGCAUGUCAGGAUAACUAGCUUACUGUAGAUAUAUUUUGGGGGUUCACAAGUUUUGUUUAAAAAAAACGGUCUACAUUGCAAUACAAAAACACAGUUUCCUUAUUUUCAUGUCUUCUAAAUGAACCAUCAACUGCUGAGGAGGUGCUUGUCUGCAACCGAGAAGCAAACCUCAGGAGCUGAAUAGUCAAGUCAGUGUGCAAGUGCCAAAAACUGCGGUUCCUCUAAUAGCCACUUGAGGCUGACUCCAAAAGUAAGUCAGUCCCCAUAGACCCCCAUGUUAAAAUGCCUGACUUCACAGCAGAAAUAAACAUGUUUACAGCCUGCUACAACAAAAUAGCUAAUUUUCCCGUCCAUGACAACUGUGUGAAGGUGAAUCUGUUUAUAACUCACUUAUUUAAGUGUUAUUAAGGCUUAAAGUUAUGCAUCAUUCAUGAGGGGUUUCCAAAUAUGGUCACUUUUGGCUCCUAAGAAUCAAGGUAGCGACAGCCAAAAUGCCAAACUUGAGGCUCUGAAGCUAAAAUGUCCAGGAUAAGGCCACCGCCAUCUUGCGCUGGUGACGUCAUUUGGAGCCAGAGUCUGUGCAGUAGCAAUAUUCGCGCUGGAGAAAGUUCUUGACAAAAGACCUGUCCGACCAAUCACGAGCAGCUCCAUUGAAUUAGAGCACAUGCAUUGACUGUCACAGCUGUCAAUCAUGGCA
Plectropomus leopardus (leopard coralgrouper) is the source of this 5441-nucleotide messenger RNA. RefSeq names its product amyloid beta precursor protein binding family B member 2b (gene apbb2b). Gene Ontology annotation, molecular function: transcription factor binding; amyloid-beta binding. Gene Ontology annotation, biological process: regulation of DNA-templated transcription. Gene Ontology annotation, cellular component: cytoplasm; nucleus. NCBI's taxonomy places the organism in Eukaryota, Metazoa, Chordata, Actinopteri, Perciformes, Serranidae. The record is from RefSeq and is a predicted model, not a curated record.